Corticium candelabrum is the source of this 1246-nucleotide messenger RNA. RefSeq names its product serine protease HTRA1-like. Gene Ontology annotation, biological process: positive regulation of apoptotic process; proteolysis; programmed cell death. The record is from RefSeq and is a predicted model, not a curated record. Gene Ontology annotation, molecular function: serine-type endopeptidase activity; protein binding. The transcript has 5 exons. NCBI's taxonomy places the organism in Eukaryota, Metazoa, Porifera, Homoscleromorpha, Homosclerophorida, Plakinidae. Bases 1 to 1152 code for a protein of 383 amino acids.
AUGGCGUCCAGAUUUCUAUCAGCUGCUGCUCGAUUCUUUAGGACUACUAAGUCUUUAGCGCUAAUAGGAGCGUCGGCUGUGGUAGGAGGAACGGCACUAUAUUUCUCUGUUGAUCGCUAUAAAAAGGGUUUUCCCGUGAGGUUACACUCGCCCAUUCUGGCCGCCGAGUGCGCUAACGACUCACCGGAAGAGACACGACGUUCAAGACGUUUCAAUUUUAUAGCAGAAGCGGCAGACAUAGCAGGACCAGCUGUAGUAUUUGUAGAAGUGUAUGGGAGACACCCAUGGGCCGAACGAUAUAUUCAAGUUGCAUCCGGGUCAGGGUUCAUUGUGUCUGGAGAUGGCACCGUUAUCACUAACGCUCAUGUCAUAGCUAACUCUAGGGAAGUCAAAGUUAAAUUGAGUAACGGAAACAGUUAUAAUGCUAGAGUGCAGGAGAUGGAUCAAGUAGCCGAUUUGGCUGUACUAAAGAUCGAACCGAAGGAGAGACUGGCUGUCGCCAAGUUGGGAUCUUCGUCUAUGUUGCGUGCUGGCGAAUGGGUGGUUGCUAUUGGUAGUCCGUUGUCGCUGUCAAACUCGGUUACUGCUGGAGUAGUGAGCACGGUCGGAAGAGCAAGUAAAGAACUGGGGUUGAGAUAUAAAGACAUUGAUUAUAUACAAACUGAUGCUACAAUCACAGUUGGUAACUCAGGAGGGCCUUUAGUGAACUUGGAUGGAGAGGUAAUUGGUAUUAACACUAUGACGACGGUUCCUGGAAUAUCAUUUGCUAUUCCAGUCGAUCGAGUGAAACAGUUUCUACAAGACGUGGAGAUGAACAGGAAGCACCGCAGUAGUCUGGACCAAAAAUACAUUGGCAUUAGUAUGAUAAGUCUGCGUCCUGCAUUGGUUGAAAGUUUACAAUUUCGUGUGCCAAACUUUCCCAACAUUCAGUCUGGAGUUUAUGUAGCAAAAGUUGCUUCAAAUUCUCCCGCAGACAGGGGUGGUCUUUAUGUUGGUGAUGUAAUUGUCGAGAUCAAUGGUCAGCCUGUAAAAUGUACCAGUGACAUUUACAGGUUUGUCCAGCAAGGCCAGCUGCUACAGAUACGAGUGCACAGAGGACGACAACAAGUCGUUGUGAAUGUAACUCCAGAUACGAUGAGAUUUGGUAGAUAGUUAUUUAGUGUUGAUAGAGGCUAAUAUUAAAACUGAAUAUUUGGUAUCGAAUUAUUCUUUAAUUAACUAAGAAAAACAAGAUUACUAUGUAAAA